AUGCACGAGGUUUCGGUGAGACGCACCAUCGAGCCCGAAGAAUCGUGUACGGUGCUGGACGCGCUCCAUAAAAUCUCCGUACAACAGAAGCAGGGCUAUGGGCUGUUGCGACUGUGCGGGAUUAGCACUUACAUCGGUGGGCGCAACCGAGGAAAUUGGAUCUCUGCAGUGCUAGUGUACAGAGUUAGGGCUUCUUUUCCCUACAUCGCGCUCGCAGCCCCACGUGGUGGUGGUGGUGGUGGUGGUGGUGGACGUCUGGGCGAGGUUUCCCCAGCUGCCUUCCACUUCGUCACCGACCGGGUUGGGUGGCAGCCCGGUUCCGAUUGCGUCGCAACGCUCAAGCCCCUCCGCCUCAUACCACACCUGCCUACGAUGCACGCAUAUAAGCACUGGCGAACUUGGAAGCGCAGAGAGACAGUGCACUCGCUCACCUCCUCCAUCCGACGCGCACAAAAACGGGCCACCGCCACUGCGAGAACAACUGCGAGGAACGCCCAUAAGCGCAAGACCGCACACGUGAACCCUGAUACGCACCCAACAGCGCCUACAAUGAGCUACUCCGACCCCGCCGCCACCCCCAAGCCCCGCAUGAAAGACCCCCGCCCCGAGCCCGAGCCCGACUGCGACUACGAGCCCAUCUCGAGCCCCAGCGCGAGCGUGAGCACCGACUUCUUCACCGCCACGCAGAGCAACCCCUCGCCCGCGCCCACACCUUCCCGCCGCAGCCCGGCCCCGAGCGAGGACCGGAACAGGCCCGACCCUAACCGUGUCGGCCCCCUGCGCUCGGCCCUGCUCCGCGCGGUGCUCGACAAGUCGCGCCGCCGCGCGGAGUGGAUGGCGUACCUGCAGACACGCGCGGCGAUCGGGCCCGCGUCCGCGCUCGCGCCGCCGUGGCCCCCGCUGCCCCCGCACGUGCCGGAGCCGCGGGUGCACUACAACUGGGUGCCGCGGCCGCAGCCGCACGCGCAUGCGAAUGGGAGUGCGCACGUGGUGCAUCUGGGGCCACGGUUCGCCGGGUGGCCGCAGUACCAGGAGCAGGACCGGGGCGCGGCGUCGCGGGUGCCGGACGAGCAGCCCGCCGCGAGGCCGCGGACGUGGGAGGAGGAGGAGGAGGAGGAAGCGGUGACGUGGGCAUUCAAUGAGAUGCUGAGGGAGUUGUCGAACCGUGGAGAGCCGGUGGACGAGCGUGAGUUGGGAGAGGCAUUGGUCGCGGUGCGGCAGCUGCUGCGCAGGGAGGGGCCGUGGGCCAUUGAACAGCGGGGGCAGAGUAUGUCAAACUAUUCAGGAUAUGUUAACAAGGCGAUCAUAGAGAACGUAUAG
Messenger RNA from Epithele typhae, 1320 nucleotides. RefSeq lists its product as uncharacterized. The transcript is spliced from 5 exons. The record is from RefSeq and is a predicted model, not a curated record. The coding region runs from base 1 to 1320 and encodes 439 amino acids. Lineage: Eukaryota; Fungi; Basidiomycota; Agaricomycetes; Polyporales; Epitheliaceae.